This is a messenger RNA of Asparagus officinalis (garden asparagus), 908 nucleotides long. RefSeq names its product probable E3 ubiquitin-protein ligase HIP1. The coding region runs from base 48 to 539 and encodes 163 amino acids. The record is from RefSeq and is a predicted model, not a curated record. The transcript is spliced from 4 exons. Gene Ontology annotation, molecular function: ubiquitin protein ligase activity. Lineage: Eukaryota; Viridiplantae; Streptophyta; Magnoliopsida; Asparagales; Asparagaceae.
CCUGCAUUGCAAGGCUAGGUCGUGAUGAAGAAAUUACAUCUUUGCUCAUGGACUUUCCUAGCAUUGAAAUGCCACGCAUUGAAUCUGGCCCAUCAAACUUGGGGCAGCUUCGACGCAUUCAUGGUGGGCAUCGUCGUUCGCCAGCAGAAUUUGAUGAGGUGAGGAUGUUCCAAACUCGAGUACCUCAAGUAUUUUUAGAUGGAGUGGGUGUAUACGAUCAAUACAAUGAUUUGCGGCUUGAUGUUGAUAAUAUGUCGUACGAGGAAUUACUGGAAUUAAGUGAAAAGAUUGGGUAUGUCAGCACUGGGUUGAGAGAGGAGGAGAUCCUCUCCAAUCUCAGGAAACAAAAGCACUCAUUUCCUGGUGCUUCCCCGUCUCAAAAAGAACGGAAAUGCACAAUUUGUCAAGAAGAAUAUGAAGCAAACGACGAAAUGGGAAGGCUGCAGUGUGGACAUAGCUACCAUACUUAUUGCAUCAAGCAAUGGCUUCUGAGGAAGAACACUUGCCCUGUCUGCAAGACCGCCAUGUCUAAAAGCUAGAGCCCGAUUGCUACUGUUCUGUUGCUGUAAAACCUCUACCUUGCUUCCUCUCUUUCUGUGUACAGCUUUUGAUAGGCAGGGGAUUUGGUUCUUGGUGAGAUACAUUGGGUAUCAACGUUAGGUGAUUUGUUGGUGGUGGACAUGAUUCAUUUAGGGGUUUUCCAUUUCCAAUAGAAAUGGUGCUUUUGGGCGGUCUGUGCUUUGUAAUAUCAUUUCUUCUUCUUUUUGUUUGAUUUUUCUUUACGUGAACAAGUAGAUUAUUGUUUAAAUAUGGAUGAAUAUAAUUUAUUAGUGUGCUACACCAAAAUAUUUAUUCGCCAUUUUCUAUUGAAGAACCUAACUCAGCUGAAUAUGUGACAUUAUCACGAA